AUGCCAUCCAGUGCGUAUCGUGGUACCGUUACACUUGUAGGUAGAAUACUAAAGAUCGCGUAUGAUCGACACAGCAAAGCUUACUACAGCAUGCCAUCCGGUGCGUAUCGUGGUACCGUUACACUUGUAGGUAGAAUACUAAAGAUCGCGUAUGAUCGACACAGCAAAUCUUACUACAGCAUGCCAUCCGGUGCGUAUCGUGGUACCGUUACACUUGUAGGUAGAAUACUAAAGAUCGCGUAUGAUCGACACAGCAAAUCUUACUACAGCAUGCCAUCCGGUGCGUAUCGUGGUACCGUUACACUUGUAGGUAGAAUACUAAAGAUCGCGUAUGAUCGACACAGCAAAUCUUACUACAGCAUGCCAUCCGGUGCGUAUCGUGGUACCGUUACACUUGUAGGUAGAAUACUAAAGAUCGCGUAUGAUCGACACAGCAAAUCUUACUACAGCAUGCCAUCCGGUGCGUAUCGUGGUACCGUUACACUUGUAGGUAGAAUACUAAAGAUCGCGUAUGAUCGACACAGCAAAUCUUACUACAGCAUGCCAUCCGGUGCGUAUCGUGGUACCGUUACACUUGUAGGUAGAAUACUAAAGAUCGCGUAUGAUCGACACAGCAAAUCUUACUACAGCAUGCCAUCCGGUGCGUAUCGUGGUACCGUUACACUUGUAGGUAGAAUACUAAAGAUCGCGUAUGAUCGACACAGCAAAUCUUACUACAGCAUGCCAUCCGGUGCGUAUCGUGGUACCGUUACACUUGUAGGUAGAAUACUAAAGAUCGCGUAUGAUCGACACAGCAAAUCUUACUACAGCAUGCCAUCCGGUGCGUAUCGUGGUACCGUUACACUUGUAGGUAGAAUACUAAAGAUCGCGUAUGAUCGACACAGCAAAUCUUACUACAGCAUGCCAUCCGGUGCGUAUCGUGGUACCGUUACACUUGUAGGUAGAAUACUAAAGAUCGCGUAUGAUCGACACAGCAAAUCUUACUACAGCAUGCCAUCCGGUGCGUAUCGUGGUACAGUGGUAGAGAAUACAUUUAAAAAAAUAUAUUUUUGA
Arctia plantaginis is the source of this 1053-nucleotide messenger RNA. Lineage: Eukaryota; Metazoa; Arthropoda; Insecta; Lepidoptera; Erebidae. The record is from the annotation of a GenBank genome assembly.